GCUGCGGCUGGAGCCGAGCGCGCCGCGUCGCCCGCCACCGCCGGUGCGGAGCGUGGGGAGCGCUCGGCCGCGGCUCUCGCCUCGGAGGGUCGCGGAGGGUCGCGCCCCGCGCCCCGGCCCAGGCGCCCUGAGCCGCGGGCCUUUGGGUGCCUGGAAGCGGAUCGGUGCCCGCCCGGCGCUCGCCGCAGCGCCAGCGCCCGCCGGAGCUGAGGCCGCCGCGGCGGCCGUGCCCAUGACCGGGUGUCUGCGGCUGGCCACGGCCCCACUCCCCCGCCACUCUCGUACCAGUUGGGGUGCUGGGACCUCGGUGGCCUCCUGUUCCUAGCUGAGAGGCUGGGCAGGAUGGACGAAAUGGCCAACAGUUCCAUCGAGUCCCACCCCAAGGCCCCCCAGCCGGGGGGCUUCGGGUGCACCCUAGCUGAGCUGCGCUCGCUCAUGGAGCUCCGUGGGGCCGAGGCCCUGCAGAAGAUUGAAGAAGCCUAUGGGGACGUCAACGGGCUCUGCCGGCGGCUAAAGACCUCGCCCACCGAGGGUCUGGCAGACAAUGCCAACGACUUGGAGAAGCGCAGGCAGAUCUACGGGCAGAACUUCAUCCCCCCGAAGCAGCCCAAGACCUUCCUGCAGCUGGUGUGGGAGGCCCUACAGGACGUGACCCUCAUCAUCCUGGAGGUGGCGGCCAUCGUGUCCCUGGGACUCUCCUUCUACGCGCCGCCUGGGGAGGAGAGCGAAGCGUGCGGCAACGUGUCGGCUGGGGCGGAGGACGAGGGCGAGGCGGAGGCCGGCUGGAUCGAGGGUGCGGCCAUACUGCUCAGCGUCAUCUGUGUGGUGCUGGUCACGGCCUUCAAUGACUGGAGCAAGGAGAAGCAGUUCCGAGGUCUCCAGAGCCGCAUUGAGCAGGAGCAGAAAUUCACCGUCAUUCGCAAUGGGCAGCUUCUGCAGAUCCCCGUGGCUACCCUGGUGGUGGGGGACAUCGCGCAGGUCAAGUACGGGGACCUGCUGCCGGCCGAUGGCGUGCUUAUCCAGGGCAACGACCUGAAGAUCGACGAGAGCUCGCUGACUGGGGAGUCCGACCAUGUGCGCAAGGCAGCUGACAAGGACCCCAUGCUGCUCUCAGGCACUCACGUCAUGGAAGGUUCUGGAAGAAUGGUGGUGACUGCUGUUGGUGUGAACUCCCAGACAGGGAUCAUCUUCACUUUGCUCGGGGCCGGCGGAGAGGAGGAGGACAAGAAGGAGAAGAAAGGACUCGGCCCACAGGAGGGCGAGGGGUGGGUAGGCGAACCCCGGCCCCCUCCCCCCGGAAGUCCGGCUGAUCUGGCCGCGCGGCCCUCCACCGACACCCCGACGGCCGGCAAGCAGCAGGAUGGGGCCGUGGACAGUGGCCAGAGCAAAGCCAAGAAGCAGGCGGGCGCGGCCGCCAUGGAGAUGCAGCCCCUGAAGAGUGCGGAGGGCGGCGAGCUGGAGGAGCGGGAGAAGAAGAAGGCCAGCGCGCCCCGGAAGGAGAAGUCCGUGCUGCAGGGCAAGCUCACCAAGCUGGCCGUGCAGAUCGGAAAAGCAGGGCUGGUGAUGUCGGCCAUCACUGUCAUCAUCCUGGUCCUGUACUUCGUCAUCAAGACCUUCGUCUUCGAGGGCCGGGUGUGGCUGGCGGAGUGCACCCCUGUUUACGUGCAGUACUUCGUGAAGUUCUUCAUCAUCGGGGUCACUGUGCUGGUGGUGGCUGUUCCCGAGGGCUUGCCGCUAGCGGUCACCAUAUCCUUAGCGUAUUCUGUCAAGAAAAUGAUGAAGGACAACAACCUGGUCCGGCACCUGGACGCCUGUGAGACCAUGGGCAACGCCACAGCCAUCUGCUCCGACAAGACAGGCACGCUCACCACCAACCGCAUGACCGUGGUCCAGGCCUAUCUCGGGGACACCCACUACAAAGAGGUCCCGGCACCCAGCGCCCUGAACCCCAAUAUUCUCGAGCUCCUGGUCCACGCUAUCUCCAUCAACAGUGCCUACACCACGAAAAUCCUACCUCCAGAGAAGGAAGGUGGCCUCCCGCGCCAGGUGGGCAACAAGACCGAGUGUGCCCUGCUGGGCUUCGUCCUCGACCUGCAGUGUGACUCCCAGCCCGUGCGGGAGCAGAUGCCCGAAGACAAGCUGUACAAGGUGUAUACCUUCAACUCGGUGCGCAAGUCCAUGAGCACCGUCAUCCGCACGCCCCGGGGCGGCUUCCGCCUCUUCAGCAAGGGCGCCUCGGAGAUCCUGCUGAAAAAGUGCACCAACAUCUUAAACAGCAACGGGGAGUUGCGUGGCUUCCGGCCACGAGACCGGGAAGACAUGGUGAAGAAGAUCAUUGAGCCCAUGGCGUGUGAUGGCCUGCGCACCAUCUGCAUCGCUUACCGGGACUUUGCGGCCACCCAGGAGCCAGACUGGGACAACGAGAACGAGGUGGUUGGCGAGCUCACCUGCAUCGCCGUCGUAGGCAUCGAAGACCCUGUGCGGCCCGAGGUUCCGGAAGCGAUCCGUAAAUGUCAGCGUGCGGGCAUCACGGUGCGCAUGGUCACCGGCGACAACAUCAACACGGCCCGGGCCAUCGCCGCCAAGUGCGGCAUCAUCCACCCCGGAGAGGACUUCCUGUGCCUGGAGGGCAAGGAGUUCAACCGGCGCAUCCGCAACGAGAAGGGCGAGAUCGAACAGGAGCGUCUGGAUAAGGUGUGGCCCAAGCUGAGGGUCCUGGCCCGAUCGUCCCCCACCGACAAGCACACUCUGGUCAAAGGCAUCAUCGACAGCACCAGUGGUGACCAGCGACAAGUGGUGGCCGUAACCGGGGAUGGCACGAAUGAUGGGCCUGCCCUCAAGAAGGCAGACGUGGGCUUCGCCAUGGGCAUCGCGGGCACCGACGUGGCCAAGGAGGCCUCGGACAUCAUUCUCACCGAUGACAACUUCAGCAGCAUCGUCAAAGCAGUGAUGUGGGGCCGCAAUGUCUACGACAGCAUCUCCAAGUUCCUGCAGUUCCAGCUGACGGUCAACGUGGUGGCUGUGAUCGUGGCCUUCACAGGCGCCUGCAUCACGCAGGACUCGCCUCUCAAAGCCGUGCAGAUGCUGUGGGUGAACCUCAUCAUGGACACAUUUGCCUCACUGGCCCUGGCCACAGAGCCACCCACCGAGGCGCUGCUGCUGCGGAAGCCAUAUGGGCGGGACCAGCCGCUCAUCUCCCGCACCAUGAUGAAGAACAUUGUGGGCCACGCUGCCUACCAGCUCACCAUCAUCUUCACGCUGCUCUUCGUGGGGGAGCUGUUCUUUGACAUCGACAGCGGGAGGAACGCGCCGCUGCAUUCGCCGCCAUCCGAGCAUUACACCAUCAUCUUCAACACGUUCGUGCUGAUGCAGCUCUUCAACGAGAUCAAUGCGCGCAAGAUCCACGGCGAGCGCAACGUCUUCCGUGGCGUCUUCAGCAACCCCAUCUUCUGCGGCAUCGUGCUGGGCACCUUUGCUAUCCAGAUCAUCAUCGUCCAGUUUGGCGGGAAGCCUUUCAGCUGCUCCCCGCUGUCCACGGAGCAGUGGCUCUGGUGUCUGUUCGUUGGUAUUGGGGAGCUGCUCUGGGGUCAGGUCAUUGCCACCAUCCCCAGCAGCCAGCUCAAGUGCCUGAAGGAAGCGGGGCAUGGGCCAGGCAAGGACGACAUGCUGGAUGAGGAGCUGGCAGAGGGUGAGGAGGAGAUUGACCAUGCCGAGCGCGAGCUGCGCAGAGGCCAGAUCCUCUGGUUCCGGGGCCUCAACCGCAUCCAGACGCAGAUUCGGGUGGUGAAAGCGUUCCGUAGCUCCCUGUACGAAGGUCUGGAGAAACCCCAAUCCAAGACCUCCAUCCACAACUUCAUGGCGCAGCCCGAGUUUCUGAUCAAUGACUACACCCACAACAUCCCUCUCAUCGACGACACAGAUGUGGACGAGAACGAGGAGCGCCUGCGGGCCCCCCCACCCCCGUCCCCCAACCGAAACAACAACGCCAUAGACAGUGGCCUCUACUUGACCACGCGUGCCACCAAGCCAGCUACCUCGUCGGUGUUUGCUUCCGGAGCCGGGAGCUCACUUCACAGUGUGGAAACGUCCCUCUGAGCAGCUCUGCUUGGGGCACGCGCAGCCCGACACGCGCACUUGGUGGGGGGGGAGGCUCUGGCCUUGCUCUGAGGCCCUGGCGUGAAGCCUGGCCGUCGAGGCUUCUUCUGGGGGGCCCGAGAAGGAGAAACGAGAACGCGAGAAGAGCUGUCCCCCCUUUUCUCUGUGGAAGCUUUUUUACACGAACUCUCCCCCGGCUGCUCACCAGCCUCACGGGGCCGCCGACGUGGACAGUCACGCGGAGCCGGCGGCCAGAGGGUGCCAGCACGCAGCAUGCUCUUUCCCUCCCUCUUCUCAGGCGUCUGUGGCUUGUGGCACGGCUCCCCCAGGCACCUGGACAGCCAGAGGACCUUCGGGUGAAUAACUUUGGGGUUCCGAUCCCAGCCCUGCUCCUGCUGCUCCCUGCCCCCCGCAGAGUCCUGUGCCAGACGGGCACCGGCGCCGUUUUUCUCACUUCCAGGGAAACCGAGAAGUGUCGCUGCACCUGAGGGGCUGGGGCCGGGGAAGUUCCGCUUACAGCUGCCUUCGCUUCCCUCCGAACCCAAACCCGGGGUUCCACUGCUGGGCUGCUUUGUCCACGCCCCCACUUUCCAGUGCAGAGCCAGGCCCCACGGCCUGGGAAAGUGCCAACCAUAACCAGGAUGCGGGAGAGGGGGAAGAGGGGUCCCCCAAACCCACGAGGAGCUGACGUACGUGCCUGCCGUGUAGAUCCCAGCCCCUUGGCACCUCCCGCUGCUCCCCCCAUUUU
This is a messenger RNA of Sorex fumeus (smoky shrew), 4843 nucleotides long. RefSeq names its product ATPase plasma membrane Ca2+ transporting 3 (gene ATP2B3). Gene Ontology annotation, cellular component: membrane; intracellular membrane-bounded organelle. Gene Ontology annotation, biological process: calcium ion transmembrane transport; regulation of cytosolic calcium ion concentration. Lineage: Eukaryota; Metazoa; Chordata; Mammalia; Eulipotyphla; Soricidae. Gene Ontology annotation, molecular function: ATP hydrolysis activity; PDZ domain binding; ATP binding. The transcript is spliced from 22 exons. The coding region runs from base 343 to 4095 and encodes 1250 amino acids. The record is from RefSeq and is a predicted model, not a curated record.